UUUCUCAUGUUACAUUUCCACCGUCCCCCUUGACAGGGUCUAGAGUGGAUUAUUCCUAAAUAUGGCGGCGGUAUCUGUCAGCAAGAAGUGAAACUUUCGCUUAAGAGAGUGACUAUUUCCUAUUAAAAGCAGCAUUUCCUGGAUGUUGUCGUCGGUUCAGCUUUUAGGUCGUUUAAAGUAGAAACGAUAUUUCGUGUACUUUUUGUGGUCGUCUUUCAUUCGACGGUUUUUUCCUUCUAUAUUUGUUCUUAGCUGCUAGCUGACUAGCUGACUGUAAGGCUGUCGAUAAACACAGCUGUGAGGACGGAGAUCAACAUUAACGGUUAAAACCGGCUUCGUUUCACAUUAACGGCUGAUUUGAAGGUUAAUUCUGCGUGUAACGUUUCAUGAGACGUAUGUUGAUAAGUUAUUUAUUGACAACCAGCGCUUCCGUGUUCGUUUUACGUCACUGGAUGUUUGUCGAUGUGUUUUCUGUCCCAAGGAAUUUGAUUUGCUAGCACCUUCUGUACUGGCAAAUCAAUGGAGAAGCUUCAGGAUCUCAGACAAUCCGAGCUACAGGAUUUGCUGGAUAAUUCGGAGGGGGUGGAGUCAAUGGCACUGGAGUCCGAUGAGAUCCAGAAUAUUCAACUGGAAAGGGAGAUGGCUCUGGCUUCCAACCGCAGCCUGGCUGAACAGAACCUUGACAUGAAACCGCAGCUGGAGAGUGGAAGAGAACGGCUAGUAGGGAAAUAUAAUGAACUGGAGGAAGUGAGGGAGAGAUACAAAAAGCACUGUGCUCUCAGAGAUGGGAUUAUGGGCCUGGUGUCACCUGAGGGGUUGUUUACUCGUCUACAGGCAGAGGGCGCCAACACAGAGGCAGAGUCAGAGGCUCUAGCUGAUGAAUUUCUAGAAGGUUCCUUGUUACUAGACUCAUUCCUUGAGCGCUUCCACUCUCUCCGCUGCCUCGCUCACAGAAGACGUGUGUGCAUCGAGAAGCUGCAAGAGAUUCUACGCCAGAAGAACCAAGGAGCCGGGGAGUCUGGUGUGACGUCAGAGCCGUGCUCCAAUCUGGAGGCCGGCUCAGUGUCACUGUGGCAACAGCAGCAACCCCAGCAACAGCCACAGCAGAAACCUACCGUGAGCAACAACCAACCCAACUGUGCCCUGCCAUACACUCCAUACCCUGUUUCUCCUCCUAGCCAACCCUGUUCAGCCUCUACAGCCGCCCCUUCCAACCCCACUGGUGCUUUUCAGCCCUACUCAAACCAUUCCACAGCUUUUACUCCAUCCUCAGGCUACCCUGCUGCCCGGCCUGCCUUUGCCCCAUCCACAUGCCCAUACCCUGCCCAAUCUGCAUUUCCAGCUCCCCAAGGUCCUCCUUUUGGGCAGUUUGGCCCUAGUAAUGCACCCUACCCCAGCCCGUACCCUUAUGGAGGUUAUAGUUACCCCAUGGGCUCACAUAUGCCCCCUUCUCAGUCACCUACAGGUAGGCCGCUUUAUAGGCCAGGGUUUGGUGUACCACAGCCGUAUUCCUGAACCACAUUGUUCCCAUCUUCCCCACUUCCUCCCCCUUUGUCCAUUUUUCUCUGUCUCUCUGUGUCUCCUAAUCCCUCUGUUCUCUGUCUUUUUUCCCUCCUCCUUUGCCUUCAAAUGACACUGAGUUUUGUGGUCUGCAUACCCCGAAUUUUUUCUUCCUGUUUUCAGGCUUGCACAAAAUGUUUGACAUUGGGUUGCCAUGUGUUUUUUUCCUCUGACACCUCAGUGAAAGACUUUCUCCAAAAAAAAUUAAAUGAAAAAUGUCAGAGACCAAAAUGGACAUCAAUGUCAAUCAACUUUGGACUUUAGUUCCUGACUGUUCUAGCAUGUUUCCAGCUUUGAGACUUUAAAUUGUUGAUUGAACUUUAUGCCAUUAUGUUUUCAUUUAAUUCAAUAGAAUUGUGUUGAUGUCUGGCCUUCAGACUUCAGAAUCAUAUCUUUUUAUUAACGUAUGAGAUGUCACACUAAUUAAUCAUAAGACUAAUUUAUCACCUGGCUGCUUUCUGGUUCGUGUAGCCACUUUUUCUGCCCAGAAAAUGACAUCACUACCAUUCAUAUAAGACACAGGCUACUUUACAAACUGUAGAAGUCUCCCAACAAAUGUUUAAUGCCACAUUUUCAGGUACUUUUAUUUGGGUGGAUUAUUUGACCCAUGAGUCAUAUUGUCUAUAUGUUGUUACAAGAAUAGUCAGUUUUGUAUUUAACGCAACUGUGCACUCGUUCCUUCAUCUCCUUGUCUGCUGAGCUGACUUUUUUUCUCCCCUCUCCUUCUCUCUUUCUUAACCGCCCCCCCAUCCCCUCCAUUUUUGUUUUGAUCACACGGUCCUUGCUCCGUGUACAGCGUGUUGAUUGAGAACAAUGGGAAUUAGCUGAAGGGACUGUUUAAAUACGCUAGUGAAGACUGUGGGAUUUGUAUAAACAGAUAAUAAGGGUAAAUUAAAAAAAGGGGGGGAAAUAAUAUAAACAUAUCUUUAUCUGCUAUAGCACAGUAUAUGGUGUGGUGUUUGAGGCAGUUGGAACCAUAACACAGCACAGUGAGCAAGCGAGGGAGUUUGAGCUACAUCACAUCCUUUGGCGUUUACAUACAGCUUUCUGUAACCAGCUUGCCGCUGAAAAUGUUUUAGAAUGAAGAUUGUGCAGACAAGUUAAUCUUGUAAGCUUAUAUAGGUCUGUUACAAUGGUUUAAUGGUUUAUAAGGGUUUAAUUAAUUCAAAUAUGAUUGUUAUUAAUUCCUGGCAAAGCUGUGGUUUCCUGACAUGGAUGUAAAAAAAAGGCUGUAUGUAUCUGUGAGGUUGUAUGUAGUCCCCGCAGCAACCCUACAUUUUGGAGUGAAGUGUGUAUCUUUUAUGUGUUGAUUGGUAGAUUGAUUGAUUAUUUGGAAUCACUUUUGCACUCCACAAUAACAGCUUCCGUCCCUACGGUAAAAGGACCUGGGGGCGAGCCUGCAAAAAGUUUUAGAAGGGGUAAACUUUUGAAUUUUAUUUUCAGUGUUUAUUUGUAAACUUGGAAGCAAUCAAAAAAACAAAAAACAGAGGCAUCCCCAAUCAAACCUUGUGUGGCUUUAAUGAAUUAAUGAUCUCAGUAAUUAAGACUCAGGUUCGGAGUAAAACCCUGUCAUCUCUAGGCCGUCCUCAGGACCUGAAACGAGGGUGAAAGCUGGCAUUACAUAAAGCGGGGGAAACGGGGGUUAUUUAGUCGCACACUGUGAUGUGCAGCUUUAGAAGAAAGGCAUUCUGUGGGAUUAAUGGUGAUGACUGUAACCUGUUAAGUGUAUUAUUUUUUAUUUUUAUUUCCUUUGGUGUGGAUAUUAAACACUAAAGUUGAUCUAUGAAA
Molecule: messenger RNA, 3348 nt
Organism: Tachysurus vachellii
Lineage: Eukaryota; Metazoa; Chordata; Actinopteri; Siluriformes; Bagridae
Gene: vps37c
Product: VPS37C subunit of ESCRT-I
Exons: 5
Coding region: 520-1515 (331 amino acids)
Biological process (GO): ubiquitin-dependent protein catabolic process via the multivesicular body sorting pathway; protein targeting to vacuole; protein targeting to membrane
Cellular component (GO): ESCRT I complex
Source: RefSeq, a predicted model, not a curated record